Aspergillus pseudoviridinutans is the source of this 981-nucleotide messenger RNA. Its product is annotated as succinate--CoA ligase (GDP-forming) subunit alpha. Gene Ontology annotation, biological process: tricarboxylic acid cycle. Gene Ontology annotation, molecular function: succinate-CoA ligase (ADP-forming) activity; succinate-CoA ligase (GDP-forming) activity. The transcript is spliced from 6 exons. Gene Ontology annotation, cellular component: succinate-CoA ligase complex (ADP-forming); mitochondrion. Bases 1 to 981 code for a protein of 326 amino acids. The record is from RefSeq and is a predicted model, not a curated record. NCBI's taxonomy places the organism in Eukaryota, Fungi, Ascomycota, Eurotiomycetes, Eurotiales, Aspergillaceae.
AUGCAGGCUUUCCGCCGUAGCACCCUCUCUGCCCUUCAGAAUGCCGCUGCUGUGCAGCGACGAGCUUACAGCCAGGGCAGCUCGAUCUACUCUGAGACUGUGAACAACCUGCGCAUCAAUGGAGACACCAAGGUUCUCUUCCAAGGUUUCACUGGAAAGCAGGGAACCUUACAAUUCCCAGGAACCAAGGUUGUCGGUGGUACCAACCCCAAGAAGGCCGGUACUAUGCACCUUGAUAGACCUGUUUUCGCAAAUGUCAGCGAGGCUGUGAAGGAAACUGGUGCCACUGCCUCUGCCAUCUUCGUCCCUCCCCCUCUCGCCGCUGCGGGUAUCGAGGAGGCUAUCGCGGCUGAGGUUCCCUUGGUUGUUUGCAUUACCGAGGGUAUUCCCCAGCACGACAUGGUUCGCAUCACGGAUAUCUUGAAGACUCAGAACAAGACCCGUCUGGUUGGACCCAAUUGCCCUGGUAUCAUCGCUCCUGGCCAAUGUAAGAUUGGUAUCAUGCCUGGAUUCAUCCACAAGCGUGGUCGUGUCGGUAUUGUGUCUCGGUCCGGAACCCUGACCUACGAGGCUGUCAACCAGACCACCCAGGCCGGUCUCGGUCAGUCCCUCGUUGUUGGUAUCGGUGGUGACCCCUUCUCCGGUACCAACUUCAUUGACUGCCUGAAGAUCUUCCUCGAGGAUGAGGAGACAGACGGCAUCAUCAUGAUUGGUGAGAUCGGUGGUAGCGCCGAGGAGGAUGCUGCCGAGUUCUUCAAGGCCAACAACAAGCACAACAAGCCCGCUGUUGGUUUCAUCGCUGGUAUUAGCGCUCCCCCCGGUCGUCGUAUGGGCCACGCUGGUGCUAUCGUCAGCGGUGGUAAGGGUGGUGCUGACUCCAAGAUUGCGGCCCUUGAGAGCGCCGGUGUCACUGUGGAGAGAAGCCCUGCCCAUCUUGGUAAGACUCUGCUCGCUGAGUUCGUCAAGCGGGAUCUGGUUUAG